AUGUCGUCCUUCUUCGCCAAGCAACAGCAGGUCGCCGCCCUGGAUCCUCGCCUCGGCGGCCUCAUGGCCUCUGCUGGGCUUUACAAUCUCAAAGCACUGAUAAAGGCCAUACGAGCCUGCAAGACUCAAGCCGACGAGCGAGCGUUGAUCCAAAAGGAGUCAGCUCAGAUCCGGUCCUCUUUCAAGCAAGCCGAUCCGUUUGCUCUUCACAACAACAUUGCUAAACUGCUCUAUAUCCACAUGCUGGGCUAUCCAGCUCACUUUGGUCAGAUAGAGUGUCUCAAGUUGGUAGCUACGCCCAGGUUCACCGAUAAGCGUUUGGGAUACUUGGGCAUCAUGCUGCUGCUCGACGAGAACACCGAGGUGCUCACGCUUGUCACGAACGGCCUAAAGAACGACAUGGAGCACACCAACAUGUAUGUGGUCGGUCUAGCUCUUUGCACUUUCGCCAACAUCGCAUCGGAGGAAAUGUCUCGAGAUCUCUCAGAUGAAGUCAACAGGCUGAUGGGCAGCACCAACACCUACAUCCGCCGGAAAGCUGCUCUCUGCGCGAUGAGGAUUGUGCGCAAGGUGCCCGACCUGCUGGAAAACUUUACCGGGAGAGCCAGACAAUUUUUGUCCGAUAAGAAUCACGGUGUUUUGCUAUGCGGGGUUACCCUGGCCAUCGAAAUCUGUACGCAGAACGAAGAGGCUCUGGCAGAGUUCCGUUCGACUGUGCCGCUACUGGUCAGGCAUCUCAAAGCCUUGGUGACCACCGGCUACUCACCCGAGCACGACGUCAGCGGCAUCACCGAUCCAUUCCUGCAAUGCAAAAUCUUACGUCUUCUUCGUCUGCUCGGCAAGGGGGACGCCGCCGCCAGCGAAGCAAUGAACGACGUCCUUGCCCAAGUAGCUACCAACACCGAAGCGUCCAAGAAUGUCGGCAACUCCAUCCUUUACGAGACUGUCUUGACUGUGCUGGAAAUUGAAGCGGAGAAUGGUCUAAGGGUCAUGGCAAUCAACAUUCUUGGAAAGUUCUUGAGCAAUCGGGACAACAACAUCAGAUAUGUGGCGCUCAACACUUUGAACAAGGUCGUGUCGAUGGAUACAAACGCAGUUCAGAGGCAUCGCAACAUCAUCCUAGACUGCUUGCGCGAUGGUGACAUCUCCAUCAGGCGGCGGGCGCUUGAGCUAUCUUACGCACUCAUCAACGAAGCUAACGUGCGCGUACUGACACGGGAGCUCUUGGCAUUUUUGGAAGUAGCGGACAACGAAUUCAAGCUUGGCUUGACCACUCAAAUUUGCCUUGCUGCCGAGAGAUUUGCGCCCAAUCGCCGUUGGCACAUCGACACAGUCCUGCGCGUCCUCAAACUUGCAGGCAAUUACGUUCGCGAAGAGGUCCUCUCUUCUUUCAUUCGCCUCGUCUGCCAUACCCCCGAGUUGCACGGAUACACAGCUCAGAAACUGUUCACGGCGCUACACGCGGACUUCUCUCAGGAGAGUCUCACCUUGGCUGCGGUCUGGGUCAUUGGGGAGUUUGGAGAGAGCCUAUUGCAGGGAGGCACAUUUGACGAGGAGGAGGCGCCCAGAGAGCUCAAAGCAAAAGAUGUCCUCGAUCUGAUCACGUCUGUGCUCGACUCGCCGUACGCAAAUUCGCAUAUUCGGCAGUGGGUGCUGACCUCUUUGGCCAAACUCACCACGAGGGUUUCAGAUGCACAGCAGCAGGCUCGCGUGGAGGGCAUCCUAGCUAAUCACAACACUAGCGUAGAGGUGGAGAUACAACAGCGUGCGGUGGAAUUUAACGCUCUCUUGCGAAGGCAGGACAUCAGGGGUGGCGUGCUGGAACCGAUGCCACCUCCCGAGAUACGCGCUACGGUGGUAGGCACGGUCAGCGAAAAACGGGCAGUUGGAAGCACAAGGACGGACAAGGAUGCAUUGCUGGAUCUUAUGGGCGACGAGAUGCCUGCUGGAGCACCGACAUCUGCUGCACAUCAGACCACUGCCGCACCUCAACAGAGCGCGCAAGAUUUACUGGCGGACAUCUUCGGAGGGUUGGGAACGGACGACGGAGCUGCAGCGACUACAGCAGCUGCUUCACCUGCGCAACAAGCUAGCUCCAAGAGCUCCGUCAACGACAUCAUGGGUCUGUUCGGAGACUCACCAGCUGCCCCUUCACGCCCGGCGCCCUCUUCGAACGGUUUCGGUGGAUUGGGUGGGGCGUCGAGUCCUCCACCUGGUGCCGCGGCAAAUGACGGCUUGGCAGGACUGGACAUAUUCGGCGCUUCAGGCGGAAGUGGACUAUCUGGCCCGUCUCCCUCUACUCAGCCCGUGCAGCAAUCAAGGCCAGCGGCUGCCUCUCCCCCUCCCGCUAUGUCCGCGCCUGCACCAUCUGCGACGAAAGCCUACACAGCUUACGAUCAGAAUGGAUUGAGAAUCACCCUCACCCCGGCGGUCAACGCCGCUAGAAAGGAUAUCGUCAACAUCACAGCUAGAUUCGAAGCUUUGAGCGGUGAGGUAGAAGGCGUCAACUUCCAGGCGGCCGUUCCGAAGUCACAAAAGCUGCAGAUGCUCGCGAUCAGCAACAGCACUAUAGCGCCUGGCAGGGUGGAAACACAGCAGCUUCGAGUAAUGACACCAGUGGGGGCACAGGUCCGAUUGAGACUCAGAGUAGGUUUCUCGAAAGCUGGACAGCAAGUUCAAGAUCAGGUCGACUUUUCGGGUUUUCCUGCAGAUCUCACCUCCGCCUGA
Molecule: messenger RNA, 2727 nt
Organism: Ceraceosorus guamensis
Lineage: Eukaryota; Fungi; Basidiomycota; Exobasidiomycetes; Ceraceosorales; Ceraceosoraceae
Product: golgi adaptor HA1/AP1 adaptin gamma subunit
Exons: 8
Coding region: 1-2727 (908 amino acids)
Biological process (GO): intracellular protein transport; Golgi to vacuole transport; receptor-mediated endocytosis
Cellular component (GO): Golgi apparatus; membrane coat; AP-1 adaptor complex
Molecular function (GO): clathrin-cargo adaptor activity
Source: RefSeq, a predicted model, not a curated record